This is a messenger RNA of Gaeumannomyces tritici R3-111a-1, 2199 nucleotides long. RefSeq lists its product as hypothetical. The record is from RefSeq and is a predicted model, not a curated record. Bases 210 to 1874 code for a protein of 554 amino acids. Lineage: Eukaryota; Fungi; Ascomycota; Sordariomycetes; Magnaporthales; Magnaporthaceae. The transcript is spliced from 3 exons.
CUCCGCUCGAGGAACAGCAAAACACAGCCGCCAGGAUGGACGGCUACGUAUACCGGCGACCCAGCAGCGAGAAAUGGGUAUAAAGAGCGGGUGCCAGCAGCGGUGGGCUAUCUAGAGAUGCCAGGACAUCAAGGAAGCCCAACGCGCAGCACAUCACCCACCACCCAGAGGAUCGGCUUUUCGCAAGCCCUUGACCGUCCGUAUACAACAUGCCACGCCUCACCACAUUCGCCACGGCCCUAGCCGCCGCCGCGUCCGCUGCCUCCUCUCCCGUCUCGGGGAUCGGCAGCGAGAGCGGCUUCGUCCAAGGCCGGACCGAGGGCAAGAUCUCGUGGGGGCCAUGCCCGCCAGAGCUCAAGCUCAACGCCUCGAACCCGGCUGUCGUCUGUGGCAACUUGACGGUGCCGCUCGACUAUAAAAACGCCUCGGCGGGCACCGUCACACUGGAGCUGCUCAAGUGGCCCGCGGUCCACCAGCCGUCCAGGGGCAGCAUCCUGACCAACCCAGGUGGGCCCGGCGCCUCCGGUAGGGUCGACCUGAGCAUUACCGGGGCCUACCUCUCUCCGGCUACCGGCGGUCACCAUGACCUCAUUUCGUUCGAUCCCAGGGGCGUCUUCAACACCAUCCCCUUAUCCUGUUUCAACAUGACGAACCCGGCCGAGGCCAAGUCCAAAGUCAUCAUCGGAGACCGCACUUUGAUGGCCGGCAACUCCUCGGACGCGGCCAUGGGCUCCUUGUGGGCCGCAACGUCGCUCCGGGCCGCGGCCUGCGCAAAGGCGCCCGAGGCCCAGGCGCGGGGCAACUUCACCGGCACCGCGCUCGUGGCCCGCGACAUGAUGGCCAUCGUGGACUCGCUGGGAGAGGACGGGAUGCUGAGGUACUGGGGGUUCUCGUACGGCACCCUGCUCGGGGCCACGGUGGCGGCCAUGUUCCCGGACCGCAUCGACAAGCUGAUCCUGGACGGCGUGGUCAACCCGUCCGACUAUUACCGAGCGUACGAGGCGGAGCGCUAUGUUGAUACGGACGCGACAUUCCGCUACUUCCUCGACGAGUGUGUCAAACUGGGAGUCGGCUGCCCCUUGCUCACACGUCGGCCCAACGCCACAGCCGACGACCUGGAACGCCUCAUCCGUGGCAAGAUUCAAGAGCUGAAGUAUCACCCCGUCCCCGUCCCGGAAAUGUCGGUGACGGUCGACUAUUCUACAGUCAAGUCCACCAUAUUCUUCCUUCUCUACAUUCCGGAGACGUGGACGAGCCUCGCCGCGCUGAUGGACGCGAUCGUGACCGACCCCUCAGACCUGGCCGCCCUGCUACCGUCCGCCAGCACGCCGCCUUCCGAUGGGAGCGAGGAGAGCUACGCGAUCCACGCCAUCCGCUGCGCCGACCGCGUGCCCCGCCACGAGACCCUCGACGAGUUCGCCGCCGCCAUCGAGCCGACGCACCAGGUGAGCUGGCUCACAGGCGACACGGCGACGGGGGCCUACAUGACGUGCGCGCGCUGGCCCUACCACGCGGCCGAGCGGUACCUGGGCGACUUCAGGGUCAAGACCAAGAACCCGGUCCUGGUGCUCUCGGCCGAGCUCGACCCCACCACGCCGCUCGCGUCGGCCCGCAACGUCAGCGCCGGCCUCGAGGGGAGCGUGCUCCUCAAGCGCGCCGGCCCCGGCCACUGCUCGUACACGCUCUGGUCCACCUGCGCGUAUCGCGCCACGAGGGACUACUUCCUCCACGGGCGCCUGCCGCCCGCCGACACGACCUGCGAGGCCGAUCUCAAGGCCCUGUCGUCGACCGAAGAGUACGCCGCCGCCCAGAAGAAGAUGAUCGCCACGCUGGCCCAGGAGAACGCGGGCAACGGUACUCUCAGUUCGGCUUAGCCGAGGCGAUAGCCUGCGAAGGUGUCCUUGUUUUUUUCUUCUUCUUUUUUUCUUUUUUCGUAGUGAAGAAUGUAAUCCAGCGUGCAUGUUGACGAUUGGAUUGACAACAAGGGGCAGUCUUGGGCUGGGGGCUAGGGGUUGAAGAUGUAGGCCAGAACAGAAUAAGUGCCACAUACUGGUUUGUUAUUUGUGCGUGCGAAGUUUACCAACAGAUCAUACAGGAAGGCGCGAUGUAGGCGAGUAAGCGGCACGUGGCUCCCGUCCAUACCUGCCCGUUUUCGUACCAACCUGAUUAAACAGAUAAUAUCAUGAUUGCAGCACCAGC